AUUUAAUACAACCUGUAGCCCAAUAUGAGUACGAGUUCGUUCGAGGUCUCCUUAGUGCAGGAGGAGCAGCAGGAGAAACAGCCCAAGGGGAAUAAUCUGUGGAUUGGAAUCGUUCUAACAGUGUUAGCAUUGUGAGGAGGAUCUUCAAUUAUCCCCUUUGUAGAUGAGUAUAAAGGAGUGGAUGUUGUGCUGAGGAAUAUUUGGAGAUGGCAGAUACUUGUGGUCUAUUGUUUGCCCUGUAGUGUUUAUUUUUGGUAUAAUAGUAGGAAAUUUAUUGAGGUUGAGAAGGUGUUUACGAGAGAGACUUGGAUAGAGCUCUUUGUGUCGGCUUUGUUGUGGAUUUUUGGAUCGAUUUUGUAUAUAUGGAGCUCGGAUUUUACCUUGGUCUCACAUUCAGGACUUUUGGGGAAUUUGGCAGGUGUUUUUCUGGUGAUGGUUAAUAUUGUCAGAGCAGUUCCAGUUCAUCGUUUGGAGGUAUAUGGGACUAUUCUUGUGGUGAUAUCAGCAAUCAUUUUUAUGAAUGAUAAUGCUUCAACUAAGACUAAUGGACAGACAAAUAUCCUGCUUGGUGAUAUCAUGUCAUUAUGCUCUGCACCAAUAUUUGGGAUGUAUUAUGUGUAUAAUUCAAGACUACUUCAGAAGUUGCCUGCAAUGGUAAUACUUCAGAUAAGCUUCACGAUUCAACUUGUGAUUCAUAUUGUUUUCUACAUUUUAGUGAUGAAAACAGACAAAUUUUAUUCAUUUGAUUCUUAUUAUGGAGUUUUAGGUUGGGCUUCGGAUACUUAUUUAUUCCACUCUCUUGUAUUUAUUGGAAUUUCUACAGGACUUUUCGGAGUAGGAGGCUAUGUGUUUACUCUGAACUUCUUUCCUCCUCAUAUUGUUGGGAAUAUCUUUCUUCUCGAGCCUGUAUUUGCACAGUCUCUCGGAUGUAUUCUCGGACAAGAUAAUAUACCUGGCUUAAUCACAUAUAUUGGUACAAUUGGAAUUACCGUCGGACUUGGAAUUUUAAUCAAAGGAGAUCUUCUCAACAAACAAACUUGCCAAGACACCCCCAACCCAAGCGAGGCAAUCAAGCAAGCUGACUCCAAAUCCGUGCACUCCUCUCUCAUCAUAGACCCGUAACCCCAAUCCUAUAUAAUCCUUCAAAAGCUCUUUUUACCUUCUUUGGGUUUAAAUAUCUUAAUUUUGUUCUAAAACAAGGUUUUC
Messenger RNA from Moneuplotes crassus, 1206 nucleotides. The record is from the annotation of a GenBank genome assembly. Lineage: Eukaryota; Ciliophora; Spirotrichea; Euplotida; Euplotidae.